Messenger RNA from Phycodurus eques (leafy seadragon), 6120 nucleotides. Its product is annotated as RNA-binding protein 5-B-like. Gene Ontology annotation, cellular component: nucleus. NCBI's taxonomy places the organism in Eukaryota, Metazoa, Chordata, Actinopteri, Syngnathiformes, Syngnathidae. The transcript has 20 exons. Bases 3572 to 5650 code for a protein of 692 amino acids. Gene Ontology annotation, molecular function: RNA binding. Gene Ontology annotation, biological process: mRNA splicing, via spliceosome. The record is from RefSeq and is a predicted model, not a curated record.
GACGUGUGUGUGCUCAGUAAAGCGUCCCGCUUUCACCUUCACAACUCUCGUCUCGCCCUCCUUUUACUCUCCUUGAAUUGUCUGUGCUGAUGUGACCAAGUCUGAAGGUAACUGUAUACACACAGUGGAACCUCCAAAGUCGAGUGUCCCGAAGGGGAGAGUUCUGGCCAAAUAAAACUUGGGAGUUAAAACUACAGGUAUCACGAUUAAUUGAUUUAUCGACAAGUAAUCAAUAAAAAAUUAAUCAACGAUCAAAACGAGUUGUUUAAUCGUAUAGCGCCAUUGUUGAACUUAACAUUUUCCAAAUCGUCUGAUUUCAGCCUCUCACUAGUAAAUAUUCUCUGAUUUCCGUAGUCCUUCAUAGAAGCAGACCAAUUAUCUUUUGUGACAUUUGCAAAUAUCUCCUUUUAAUUUGGAAAACAAUGUAUGUUUCCCUAUUUUCUGACAUGUUACAUACCAAAUCAGUAACUGAAAUUAUCAAUGUAUGGAAAAAAUUAUAGUCAAUAAAAUGUAUUGUGAAAAUAGUUAUUUGCAGCUGUAGUACGAACAGUCUGUAAUUGACAUGUAAUUGAACCUGAAGCACCCACAUACAUAUACAUAUACAUACUGUAUACAAAACUAGUAGCAGUAUCUCUCCGUUUCAAAAAGCUUGUUGAGUACAUCAUUCCCUCUUGGGAUAUUUGUUAAAAAAAAUCAUUUUGCAAUAAACUUUAAAGCAACAUUAAUUUUACACGAAUAUCCUGAUUAAUUGAUGGAAUAAUCGGUAGAAUAAUCGAUUAUAAAAAUAUUCGAUAUGGAAUAUUUUUAGAAUUUUUUUUUCCCGAAUGGAACUUGAGUGCGACAGCAGAGGGUCUGACUUCUCAGUACAGUAUGAGCAAUAAAUUGAUAAAAUAAAUACAUUUUAACAACCAUCUGCUACUGUAAAUACCACGUAGCUGAAAGCAUAAUGGCUAAUUACAGUGGAUAUAGAAAACUUUACACACAUCUGUUCAAAUGCCAGGUUUUGUGAUAUAAAAAAUGAGACAAAGAAAAAACAUUUCAAAGUUUUUUCUGCCAUGAAUGUGACUUGUCAGUACAACUGAAUUGAUUCUUUAAGAAAAAAACAAAAAAAGCCAUUAGAGUGGGCAAGUAAAAAUAAACAACUGAAAUAAUGUAGUUGUACAAGUGUGCACACCCGCUUAUAAAGAGGCUUUGUUCAGAAUUAACCAGUUGUAUUCAAACUCAUGUUAAAUUGCAUUUAAGGUGCCUCUGAUUAACACCAAAUCAAGUUCAGAAGUUCUAGUACUUUCACCGACAUUUUUGUAGUCACAUCUUAUAGUACAUUCUUCGCAGACCGCUUUCACAGCACAGAGGGAUCUCAUUAUUCGAAGGUAUUAGUCAGAGGGCUCUCAUUGUUCAAAGGUAUUAGUCAGAGGAAGAUAAUAAAUAAAUAAUAAUAAUAAAUAAUUUCCAAGGCAUUGAAUAUACCAAUGGAACACAAUGAUGACUUUCAUAAUCAAGUGUAGAAACUAUGGCACAACAAAUAAUAUUCCCAAGAACUGGACAUCCAUCCAAAAUUGAGGAAAAGACAAGAAGAACACUUCAGGAAUGCUGCCAAAGGCCAACAGUAACAUUAAAGGAGCUGCAGGAAUUACUGGCAAGUACUGGUUGUUUUGUAAAUGUGACAACAAUUUACUGUCUUCAUAUUUCUGGGCAAUGGGUUAGAGUGGUAGGUUAAUUGCAAACUCUAAAUUGCCCUUCGGUGUGAAUGUGUGCGCGAAUGGUUGUUUGUUUAUAUGUGCCCUGCAAUUGGCUGGCGACCAGUUCAGGGUGUAUCCCGCCUUUCGCCCAAAGACAGCUGGGAUAGGCUCCAGCAUGCCAGCGAACCUUGUGAGAAUAAAGCGGUACAGAAAAUGGAUGGAUGGGUUAGAGUUGCAAGACGGAAGCCUUAUCUUACAAAGAAAAACAUCCAAGCAAAAACACACUUGAAAUCUCCCAAACGCAUGUGGGAAAAUGUGUUAUGGUCUGAUGAAACCAAACUUUGAACGUUUUGCCAUAAUCUCAAAAGGUACUUUGUUAGGCUCAAACACAACAUUGCUCAUCAUCAAAAGAAUAUCAUACCAAAAGUGAAGCAUGGUGGUGGCAGCAGCAUGCUUGGGGGCUACCUUCUGCUCUAAGUGCUAGGGAAGCGCUGCAGCUUUUUGCACAAUUGUAAAAAAAAAAAAAAAAAAAAAAAACUUGUACCGGCAUUACCAGAUAACUCUCAACCCUUUAUUGCCCAGUGGCUGUUUUUCUCAAUGUCUUUAUGUCUCAAAAGUGUUCUCUGUCAAUUGACUGACUGUUGUCCUUCUAGAGCGGCUCCAACUACCGGAGACAAAUUCCUUGUGUGUUUUUUGGACAUACUUGGCAAAAUAAAGAUGAUUCUGAUUCAAGACGGAAGGGAUUAUAAACGGUUUCAAAUACCAGUCAGUGUUAGCAUAAAACCUGCAGGCUUCUGCUAGAAAAUAUGAAGAGGACUCAUCUUUAAGCGUUACAAUGUAUGAGCCGAAGCAUACAUCUAAUCAGCAAAAGAAUGGCUUCUCCAGAAGAAGAUUGUUUUGGAAUGGCCUUGUAAGAGUCUAGACCUGAAUUCGAUGGCGCAUCUGUGAGGUGAUAUGAAGAAUGUGCAGGAGAUGCCCUCACAAUCUGACAGAUUUGGAGCCUUUUUGCAAGGAAGAGUACCGGUAGGCAAAAUUUUCAAAAUCAGUGCUGUAAUUAAGGAAAGUAUUAGUUUGAUCUGUUUUCCAGUCUCUGCAGCAAGAUGUCCAGAUUCAGGGACAGUUUCUUCCCCAUGGCCAUAAAACUGUUGAACACCCAUAUAUAACAAUAAUCCCUCAUCUGUGCAAUGUAACAGAAAUUUGAUACAAUAUUUACACUGACCGUGUGUUUGUUGAAUGACAAUAAAGCAAAUCUAGUUUAAUUAGUUGGCAGGUGUGCGUAUAUAUAUGUUACCAGGUCAUUGUAUGUUUUUUAUUUUUCCCCUUGAAAGAUGUAUGUUUCCAUUGAGUUGCACUCGUUGUAGGUCUCAUUAAUAGUGGAGAAAAUUUACAAAUAUUUCAUCUUGGUGAAAUUUAUUAUUAUUAUUAUUUUUUUUUUACAUCACAAAAACCUGGCAUGUGAACAGGAGUGUGUAGGCCUUUAUAUCCACUGUACUUGUGUGAAAAUUACCAGAGAAACAUUGAAUCUUUCUGUAAAACACUCUUCUUUAUAUGACUAUCAAAAAAUAGGGCAAUUUAUGUAUGUGUAUAUACAUGACUUGACUUAACAUGUUUUUCUAUGGAAAUGUAUUGAAAUUAGCACAACCUGGUCAAGUCCUCUGGUGUAACAAAACUGAUUUUGUUCUUUGGAGGUUCCAUUUUAAACCCCUACAUGUUUUUCUUUUAAUACAUUACAUGCUGUGAUAUGCCAACUCCACCUCAAUCCCCCCUUGACGUUGUUAAGCCCUCUCUUCCCCUCCACUUGAUUUUGAAUUGGACUGUACACGACACGCCCUUUGUGAGUUUGAACAUUGCACCACAGCCUUCUCACUAACACGCCUCCCGUCUAUAUUUGAAUGCUGUCUCUAGGUAUAAGCCGAGGUUUCGCCUUCGUGGACUUUUAUCACUUGCAAGAUUCUACCCAGUGGAUGGAGACCAAUCAGAAUAAGCUGGUUAUCCAGGGGAGAAACAUCGCAGUCCACUACAGCAACAGGAAGCAGAGGUUUGACAACUGGCUUUGCAGCACUUGCGGUCUGUACAAUUUUCGGAAGAGGCUGAAGUGUUUCAGGUGUAGUGCAACUAAAACUGAUGGAGAUGCAGCAGCUGGUUUAAACGCAGAGUCUCAGCAGUCUUGGGAGUACUGUGGGGACACAAUAAUUCUGAGGAACCUUCCCCCUGUGUGCACUAUUGAUGAGAUUUUGAAGGUUUUGGCUCCCUUCGCCAACUUGUCUCCUUGCAACAUCCGCUUAAUCAAAGACAAGCAGACGGGACACAAUCGAGGCUUUAGCUUUGUUCAGCUCUCAUCUCCCUUGGAAGCUUCACAGCUGCUUACCAUUCUCCAGAGCCUCCAGCCACCUCUGAAGAUGGAUGGGAAAACCAUUGCCGUGGAUUAUGCCAAGAGUGCGAGGAAAGAGUCAUCGCAGGCAGAUGCGAUCAGAACCAGUGCACUCUCAGUUGCCAGCACAGCCAUAGCUGCAGCCCAGUGGUCAUCCAGCCAGUUAAAGCAAGGUUCAGGAGCUGCCACUGACGUUAACCUUCCAGAGAGCUAUGAACAUCACACACAGGGACAGAAUUUUCAAGUGUGGCAACAGCCACAACCUGAAGGAUUGCCUCCUGUCAUUGGUGAUGGUUUACUGGGAGCUGCUCCAGGGAUGAAGAAUAUGCUCCCUGCAGGUGUAGUCUUGCCUCAAGUUUUCCAGCCCGUCAUUGUCAACCAGGCUGCCACGCAUUUAGCAGGGCCACUCAAUGCAAUCCAACUGGCUUCUAAUUUUGGUACGGCAUUAUUGGUCCCAGCAGCAGCCAACAGUGCCAUCCGCAACACUGGAACUGCUGCAGCUGUCCCGGACACGUCGCUCUAUCAGUAUGAUGAGUCUUCUGGUUACUAUUACGAUCCACAGACUGGCCUGUACUAUGAUCCUAACAGUCAGUUCUACUACAACGCUGAGACGCAGCAGUAUGUCUACUGGGACAGUGAGAAACAGGCCUAUGUUCCUGCGGCGCCUACAUCAGACAAAAUUAGCUCCACUACUUCCUCCUCAACCAGAAGCACCAGCAGCAAGGAGCCUAAAGAGAAGAAAGAGAAGACCGAAAAGCCCAAAAGCAAGUCGGCACAGCAGAUUGCAAAGGACAUGGAACGUUGGGCAAAGACUUUAAACAAGCAAAAGGAAAGUUUCAAAACAAAUGUCCAAGCAGCAGGUGCGUCCAGGGAUGAGGAGAAAAAAGAGGCUGCAGAUGCAUGCUUCUCCAUUUUUGAGAAGAAGCAGACAGGGGCCUUUGAGAUGCCAAACCUCUUGACUGAGCAGUUCCACCUGACAGAGCAGGAGACUCCAGCUAAGAGUACUCCAGUCGUCGCUUACGACAGGGACAGCGACGCUGAGGGCGGAUCAGAACACAAAGCAGAAGACAGCGGCAAAAUAACCGACUGGGUCAAGAUGGUGUGCCUCCUGUGUCGCCGGCAGUUCCCCAAUAAAGAAACUCUGCUGCGUCACCAGCAACUCUCUGACCUUCACAAGCAAAACUUGGAAAUCCACAGAAGGUCCCAGCUCUCUGAAGCAGAGCUGGAGGACCUGGAGAGGAAAGAGACUGAGUUGAAAUACAGAGACCGGGCUGCUGAGAGGAGGGAGAAGUACGGCGUUCCGGAACCUCCUAAGAAAGUCUUUAAGCGGACCGCACCAACAAUACACUAUGAGCAGCCCACCAACAACGGCCUGACGAGUGAUAACAUCGGGAACAAGAUGCUACAAGCCAUGGGCUGGCAAGAAGGCAAAGGCUUGGGGCGCCACCAGCAGGGCAUCACUGUUCCCAUCUCGGCUUCCUUAAGGACCAAGGGCACCGGUUUAGGCAUUAAAGGAAGCACUUUGGAAAUGUCGGCAUCAGGCAACUACAAGGAUGCCGUCCGUAAAGCCAUGUUUGCUCGCUUCAGUGACAUGGAGUGAAAAAAACAACCUCAACAGGAAUUUUUUUUAAUGAGAAAAAAUUCCCACCCACUUAUGUUCAGGGUUGUGCCUAUCCCAUCUCUGGGGGAAAAAGCGGCUUAUGCCCUGGAUUGGUCGCCAGUCAACCAUACAAGUAUAGACAACCAUUCACAUUGACAUGCACAUCCGUAGUCACAAUCCUACGUGACAAUGUACAGCUGAAUUCACACUCUAUAUUUUUAACGUCAUUUUCUACAGCUGGAUUUUGUCUUUCCAAACGGCCACUCCAGUAACACAAACAUGUACAUGGGUUUGUAUAGAGAAUUGUAAGAUUCCUUAGCAAUAUGAUAAUUAAAAACUGAUCUUUUGUCACUAUUACAUUUUGUUUCCCAUGUCAUCCUGUAGUCAUACAAAGUACACUGACCAAACCAUUAAAAUCCAAUAAAAAAAAACUGUAUUAAUAAAUUCAUACUGUAUAUGAGGGGGAAAAA